CACAUGGUUUCUGAAGUUCGAAGUCGUCUCUCUUUCAGCGCGCACCAGCAAAAAAUGAAACUGGGUCACGAUGGGAACGGUCACUAGGCGUUCAGUUUUCCGCUUCCAAUGGGUCCGUGAAGUCGGUGACGUUCCCUUGACAGUAGGUCAACCCGUCUGUCCUGAUCCGCUCUUAAAUCGCUUUCUUUCUAGAAAUCUCUUUUGAUUUUCUGUCGACAGAACCAUUUCUCAAACAUUUCUGCGCUUCAGCACCAUAUUAUCAUCAUUUGCACCCUGACUUUUCUCUACCUCACAAAGCUCAACUCUUCUUAGCUCUCAUGGCAGAAAAACUCAUCUCUCUCUGGGUUUUCCUUCUACUCCUAUGUCCAGUAAAGCCUCAAGACGAUGCUAGACCCUUGUUGGACGGGUUCAGCGGCGGGUUCAGCGCUGCAGGCAACAACUUGAGCUUAGACGGCGUUGCAGCUGCGGUUGAGAACAAUGGCGUACUAAGGCUAACAGACUACUCCUCGAUCAUGGCUUCCGGCCACGCCUUUUAUUCACACCCAAUCCAAUUCAAGAAUUCCAGCGGCGAAGUCAAGUCCUUCUCCACCUCGUUCGCUUUCGUUAUAGUCCCCCAGCCUGGGAAACAAGGCGGCGAUGGCCUCGCUUUCGCAAUCUCUCCCGUACAAGGGAUUCCAGGGGGUAAUCCAGGCUCUUAUAUUGGCCUCUUCAACGCCAGCAAUAAUGGGAACGUCUCCAACCAUAUAUUAGCGGUCGAAUUCGACACUUACAUGAACGCCGAGUACGGUGAAACCGAUAACAACCAUGUUGCCGUCGACAUCAAUAGCAUAAUAUCGAACAAAUCUGCACUGGUUCCCUUUAAUUUGACGAGUGGUCAGGCAAUUCAGGCAUGGAUCGAUUAUAAUUCGCCAACAAACCAAUUAAAUGUCAGGCUUGCGACGGACUCUACCAAACCCAGUUCUAUACUUUUGUCCUCUACAGUGAACCUCUCACAAAUUCUUAAUGAAUCUAUGUACAUCGGAUUUUCUGCUGCUACUGGUCAAAUCACGAGCUCGCAUUAUAUCCUGGGUUGGAGCUUCAACAUGAAUGGAGAUGCUAAAUCUCUCAAUUUAGUUCAACUUCCUAAGCCCCAGCUCCCCAGUACUGCCACUGGGACCAAAAAGAAUCGUACAGGCCUAAUUGUUGGCGUCUCAGUUUCAGGUGCUUUCGCUGUCAUUUUGCUUGCUGCUUUGACGUUUUACAUGGUCAGGAGGAAACGGAAGGCUGAUGCGGUUGAGGACUGGGAGCAUGAUAUUGGUCCGCAUAGAUUUUCUUACGAGGAGCUGAAGAAAGCAACAAGGGGUUUCAAAGAGAAAGAGCUACUUGGAUCUGGUGGGUUUGGUAAAGUUUACAAAGGAACUCUGCCGAAGUCAGAUACCCAAGUUGCUGUUAAGCGUAUUCCUCAGGAUUCCAAACAGGGCUUAAAAGCGUUCAUAUCGGAGGUUGCUACUAUCGGUCGUCUGCGUCAUAGAAAUUUGGUUCUAUUAUUGGGUUGGUGUCGUCGGGAAGCUGAUCUACUACUUGUGUAUGAAUUCAUGCCUAAUGGAAGCUUAGACAAGCACCUUUUUGAUAAGCCCCAAUCAAUCCUGAGCUGGGAACAAAGGUUCAAGAUCAUCAAAGGAGUGGCUUCAGGGCUUCUAUACUUACACGAGGAGUGGGAAAAAACUGUAGUUCACAGGGACAUCAAGGCCGGAAAUGUUUUGUUGGAUUCUGAGUUCAAUGCAAGGCUGAGCGAUUUUGGUCUCGCUAAGCUAUACGAGCACGGCUCCAACCCAAGCACCACCAGGGUUGUGGGGACGUUGGGGUAUAUGGCACCUGAGCUGACGCGCACAAGCAAGCCGACGACCAGCUCCGAUGUGUAUGCCUUUGGAGCUUUGCUGCUGGAAGUGAUAUGUGGUAGAAGACCCAUUAAUCCUACAGCAUCGUCUGAGGAGCUCAUGCUGGUGGACUGGGUUUGGGAGAAGUGGGCGGUCGGAGCAGUACUUGAUGUUGUUGACCAGAGGAUGGAGGGCAGGUUCGAUGAGGCUGAGGCUGUUUUGGUGCUCAAACUGGGCUUAAUUUGUUCCAAUGAGGACGCCGAGGCACGCCCUACGAUGAGGCUGGUGUUGAGGUACUUGGAGGGCGAGUUGGCGCUGCAGGAGGCGGUGGAGAUGCCAUAUAAGAAAAAAGGUGGUGCUGCCGCUGGUCGUCGGACUCGUGCCAUUGAGUUUGAGGAUUAUACGCAAUCCAUUCCGACUGCAUCGUCGGUGUAUGACGUUGAUGGUAGGUAGGCUGACGGUCCUCUUUCUUUCUUUCUUUUUUCCUUCCUUUUUCUCUUCCUUUUGUCUUUAGAGAAAUGCACACUUUCUAAAAAAUUUCUCUAAAAUUUGCUCUCCAAAAAACAAUGUGUAACAGUUCUGUAUAAUUUAUUAUUUUAAAAAAUUGUAUCAUCAGGAUUACGACACAUUUUGGAGAGCAAAUUUUAAUUUUUUUUUUUAAAAAAAGUGUAACAUUUCUCAUCUUUGUAAGUUGGAUUGUAAUUUGGAUUUUAAGAUUUCAUUACCUGGUUAUGGUAGUACCUUUGCUUGGAAGAAAAUAUAUUAUUCAGCACCUAUGAAGAUGCAGUAUUUACAAGGCCAAUUUUGG
Alnus glutinosa is the source of this 2664-nucleotide messenger RNA. RefSeq names its product L-type lectin-domain containing receptor kinase S.4-like. Bases 318 to 2309 code for a protein of 663 amino acids. The transcript has a single exon. Gene Ontology annotation, molecular function: protein kinase activity; ATP binding; carbohydrate binding. Gene Ontology annotation, cellular component: plasma membrane. Gene Ontology annotation, biological process: protein phosphorylation. The record is from RefSeq and is a predicted model, not a curated record. Lineage: Eukaryota; Viridiplantae; Streptophyta; Magnoliopsida; Fagales; Betulaceae.